Molecule: messenger RNA, 639 nt
Organism: Momordica charantia (bitter melon)
Lineage: Eukaryota; Viridiplantae; Streptophyta; Magnoliopsida; Cucurbitales; Cucurbitaceae
Product: NADH-ubiquinone oxidoreductase B8 subunit
Cellular component (GO): respiratory chain complex I
Source: RefSeq, a predicted model, not a curated record
GUUCUUAGUUUAAAGCAUCCGCGGAGCUGCAAUUGGCAUUUGGAAGGGUGCGCGUUCAUUCAUCUGAGACGCUAGACUUCACUUGAUUCACCAACAGCGAGACGAGGAGAAAUGGCAUGGAGAGGACACCUAUCCAAGAAUUUGAAGGAGCUUCGGAUCUUGCUCUGCCAGACCUCUCCUUCAAGCGCCCCCGCUAGGGCAUUUGUUGAAAAGAAUUACAAGGACCUCAAGAGUUUGAAUCCCAAAUUUCCUAUAUUGAUCCGCGAAUGCAGUGGAGUCGAGCCGCAAUUAUGGGCUAGAUAUGACAUGGGUGUUGAGAGGGUUGCUCGUCUGGAGGGUUUGAGCGAGGCACAGAUCUCAAAGGCACUCGAAGAUCUAGUUAAAGUUGGGGCAUCCUGAAGCAUAAUCUGCUCUGAUAUUGUACUUGCAACAGACGUUAAUAAAUGGACGAGCUGAACUUUUUCUGUGAUGCUUUUCUGUUUACAUUCUGUUCGCUCUGCCGUUUUGAGAUUAUUGCUCAAAUUGUUAUUAGCUUGAGAAAAUCCAUGUUUCUGGUACGUAUAUCUAUUUGUUUAUAUGAAUAGGCUCUUUGGGAGUUAUUGUCAUAAUUUUUUUUAGUGAAAGAAACAAUUUCAUUGA